CUCGAGCUAGAAAGUGAAGAGACUCCAGUACCCCUUCCGGAGACUAUCACUUCGCCCCCGAGGAUGGUAGAGGACGAGGGAGUGGGGGCGUGUACGACCGUCGACUCCCGGUUAGCCGAACAUGCGGCCGAGCACCCGAAUAUUGAGAUACCUGCAUCGAAUAAGCCAUCGUCAGGCUUGCCGCAUGUAGGUGGAGGAGUGAGUGUUGAGGCUCCGGCGCGAGAGACCCACGAGGCGCGGGCGAGGAGAUCAUCAGGGGAAACGGCUGAGGAGAAGUCUGCCAGGGUGCAAGCUCGCCUCACAGAGAUAUAUGAGACAAAGGUCAGGAUGGAGGCCGUAGGAGUGGCGCCAGCGCCGCCGAUCGAUCCCAGGACGAGUGAGCAGAGGAUCGAUGAGAUGUGGGCUAGGUACGAGAGCAAGAGGGAUGCCGCCCGCCUGAGGUCGCGAGAGACAGGACAGGAAUACGAGAGGGCGGACGAGAUGAGAGAGACUGGAGACGUCGGAUUUUCGACCGCCAGGAUGGCGAUCGAGCGAGUGGAGAGAAGGAUACGCCAGGCAGCGACCACGUCAUUCCAUCGAUAUACCCUGCUCAGUGAUGAGCGGGUGGUUGCAAGGUUGGAGGUGGAGCAAUUGUCUACUCAGCUAGCGGAGGAGAAGGCGGAGAAUCAAGAAUGGAGGACUCGUAUAGAAGCUAAGGAAGUUGAGUGGGAAAAAAAGCUCAAAGAUAUGGUGGCAGCGGUAGAGAGGCUUUCAGCCACCAAGGUGGUCGAUUGGACAGAGCAGAGCAGGUAUGGUAUUCAGGGUGAGAGGAUGCACGGACUCCUUGGUCAGGGAGGAACGGUAGAGCCCCCUCAACAGAAGAAAAUAAAGAAGGUGUUCCUGGAUCCAGCAGAAGCGGAGGCGAAGAGGAUAACCGAAGGGAAGAGUUUUAGUUUCAAGGCCCCCACAUGGUUAGCCACGCAGCAGGCGACCCCUAUGUCGGUUGAGGCCCCUGCGGGGGAGCCAACUCAGAGGCCCCAAUCUCCACCUGCAGAAGAGGGUUCCGCAAAAGAGUUUCAUACAAUCCUUUUGGAGGUACGGGGAGGUACCCUUACGGGGGCAGUAGCGCCCACUGAGCCUGAGACGGUGGAGGAGGAAACAUCUCGCCUGGAUGAGCUAGUAACAGCCAUGGAAAUAGACAUGCCGCUGGACAGACCUCAGAGGCUGGAUACGCUUGAGUAUAGGCCAGAGAGCGUAGGCGCGCAGAGUAGUGAGGGCGCCAGGGUCGCGGAGUCUGAACCUCAGGGUUGCAUGGGAUUGCCAUUAUGUUGCGAGGGGGCCGCUGAGGCUGAGGGGACACCAUCGAUUUCAAACCCCUAGGGGAAGAGGAAACCCAAAAAGUGGUUUGACUCGUCAUGUUUUUUUUGCAAGGAGGAAGGGCAUCGGGCUCUGCAGUGCACGGGGUU
Molecule: messenger RNA, 1445 nt
Organism: Chara braunii
Lineage: Eukaryota; Viridiplantae; Streptophyta; Charophyceae; Charales; Characeae
Source: the annotation of a GenBank genome assembly